UAUUCUCUCUCUCUACCCACCUCUUGUUCUUGGCUUCUUGCAAUUGCACCCCCUCCUCCAGGGGCGAGGAGAAUUCGAUCCCAAUUUGCCGCGGGAGGUCGUCGUCGGUAAUUGGAGCGAGGGGAGGGGGGCAGUAAUGGCGUCUCCCGCCGACGAGGCUCUCCCGGCGCUGCCGCCCAUCAAGACGGCGCCUUUGCCGCCCCCGCCGUGCACCUCGGCCUCAGCGUCUCCGUCGGCCCCGGCGCCGGCGCCGGCUGGGGACGGCGCGAAGGCGGCGGCUGAGGAGGAGGAGGAGGAGGAUCGUGAGCCGUCGACGCCGACGUCGGAGGAGAGCAGGCUGCGGCCGGCCGCGGUGUGCCCGCCGGCCCCGCGGAAGCCGCCGGCGCCGCGGAUGCCGGUGAAGCGGAAGCCGCCGCUGCCCUCGCCCGCGCGGGUGUUCGUCGCCGUCCCGCGCGACCUCUCCACCGUCUUCCGGUCGCUGCCGCCCAAGAAGCGGAUCCGGGUGUCGUGAUGCUGCGAUCUGGCCGCAAUUCACCACCGGCUCCCAGGCUUGGUCGAUUUCUUGGAGAAUUCUUCCGAGUUCUUGGCUUUUCUUCUUCUUCUUCUUUUUUGCCCCUUGGGUUACUGGUACCCACGGCCAUGGUAUAAAUUAUAAGUCGCGGUAUAAAUAACGUGCUAUUUUUCUGCGUGUUUUUAUUUUUCUUCCUUUUUAGUUGUGUUUGCGUGAGGAGAAUUUGUAGCUCUAGAGAUGAAGAUAUUUCUGUUACUGAAUGGAAGCAGUUCAAAGAAAAGCAAACUUGUAAGAAAAAUUCA
Messenger RNA from Panicum hallii, 813 nucleotides. Its product is annotated as predicted GPI-anchored protein 58. Lineage: Eukaryota; Viridiplantae; Streptophyta; Magnoliopsida; Poales; Poaceae. The transcript has a single exon. The record is from RefSeq and is a predicted model, not a curated record. The coding region runs from base 137 to 511 and encodes 124 amino acids.